This is a messenger RNA of Fusarium pseudograminearum CS3096, 2049 nucleotides long. RefSeq lists its product as uncharacterized. Gene Ontology annotation, molecular function: primary methylamine oxidase activity; copper ion binding; quinone binding. The record is from RefSeq and is a predicted model, not a curated record. Gene Ontology annotation, biological process: amine metabolic process. The transcript has 3 exons. NCBI's taxonomy places the organism in Eukaryota, Fungi, Ascomycota, Sordariomycetes, Hypocreales, Nectriaceae. Bases 1 to 2049 code for a protein of 682 amino acids.
AUGGGCCUUACACAACAUCAUCCCUUUGACCCUCUCACCGGAGACGAGAUCUCUGUUGCGGUGGAUGUCAUCCGAAAGUAUCAAACUGGUCAGCUCCUCUUCAAUGCAGUUACCCUCCAUGAGCCACGCAAGGCCGACAUGCUCAGAUGGCUUGAGCAUCCCUCUGAGGGGAACAAGCCUGCGAGAAUCGCAGACGUCACUGUGAUUCUUCCUGACGGAGCCGUCCACGAUGCACUUGUCGAUCUCAAGACAAGAAAGGUGCAGAAGUGGGAGAAGCUCGAUGGUCUUCAACCAAUUAUCACAGCUGAAGAACUCAUUUUGGUCGAGGCCAUCAUCCGUGAGGAUCCCAAGGUCAUUGAACAAUGUGAAAUCUCUGGUAUCCCCAAAGAGGACAUGCACAAAGUCUACUGCGAUCCUUGGACCAUUGGCUACGAUGAGCGUUUCGGAAGCAACAUCCGUCUUCAGCAAGCACUCAUGUACUACCGCCCUGACCCUGAUUGCUUCCAGUACCAAUACCCUCUUGACUUUUGCCCCAUCUACGACGCUGCCAAGAAAGCCAUCAUCCACAUCGACAUCCCCAGCGUGCGUCGCCCAUUGAGCAAGCAGAAGCCUAUUGACUACAUCCCACGCUACAUCAACGAGAACGGCGGCUACCGCAAGGACAUCAAGCCUAUCAACAUCACUCAGCCAGAGGGUGUGUCCUUCACUAUGAACGGCCGCGUUCUUUCAUGGCAGAAUUUCAAGUUCCACAUUGGUUUCAACUACAAGGAGGGUAUCGUGCUGAACCACAUCACUUUCACCGACAAGGGUAUCGAGAGACCCAUCUUCUACCGUCUUUCCCUGUCCGAGAUGGUCGUUCCUUACGGUGCACCAGAGCAUCCUCACCAGCGCAAGCACGCUUUCGAUCUCGGCGAGUACGGCGCUGGAUACAUGGCUAACUCGCUCGCCCUGGGCUGCGACUGUAAGGGUGUAAUCCACUAUCUUGAUGCCGAGUUUGCGGCGCGUGACGGUUCCAUCCGUACUAUCAAGAACGCCAUUUGCAUCCAUGAGGAAGACAAUGGAAUUCUUUUCAAGCAUACCGACUUCCGUGAUGACUCCGUCACAGUCACACGCGCGCGCAAACUCAUUGUGCAGCAGAUCUUCACAGCGGCAAACUACGAGUAUGCAUGCCAAUGGGUCUUCCACCAAGACGGCACAAUUCAACCUGAGAUCAAGCUCACGGGUAUCCUCAACACCUACGCUCUCAACGAGGGUGAAGACGCUGGCCCUUGGGGAACAGAAGUGUAUCCUCAAGUCAACGCGCACAAUCAUCAGCAUCUCUUCUGUCUGCGUGUAAACCCCAUGAUCGACGGUGUGAACAACACUGUUAACAUGGUUGACACUGUCGCUAGUGAGGCACCAGUUGGAAGCCCACAGAACAAAUACGGCAACGCCUUCUAUGCGAAGAAGACAAAGCUUCGCACGAGUGGUGAGGCAAAGACGGAUUACAACGGCGCGACGAGCCGAACAUGGGAAAUGGUCAACGAGAACAAGCUGCACCCUUAUUCUAAGAAGCCUGCUUCUUACAAGCUUGUCAGCAGAGAGGUUCCCGGCUUGUUGCCUAAGGAGGGCUCUCUUGUUUGGAAGCGUGCUGGUUUUGCUCGCCAUGCUGUGCACGUCACUCCUUACCGUGACGAUGAACUCUGGGCUGCAGGUCGCCACGUCCCUCAAACAUCUGGUGAGCCCUCCCUGGGUCUCCCCGAGUGGAUUGCCGAGGGAACAUCCAGCACCGAAAAUACAGACAUUGUUCUGUGGCACACAUUCGGAGUCACACACAUUCCUGCCCCUGAGGACUUCCCCAUUAUGCCCGUUGAGCCCAUGACUUUGCUGCUUCGCCCAAGGAACUUCUUCACCAACAACCCUUGUAUGGAUGUGCCACCCAGCUACUCGAUUACUCCUACGCAAGUGGCCGAGAAGAAGGGUGCUUUGGAUCAGCAUGACAAGGUCAGUCAGUUGGCGUUUGGCGGUAAGAGUUGCUGCUCUGGUGGAAACGCAGCUGCGAGAUUGUAA